GGACAACAAGUUCUUUCCCAGAAAUCUACGCAAUAGAGCCCCGCACCAAGCUUCCUUCAAAAAAUAGUGGCACGCCUGACAACCCCACGUACUCAAAUGCAGUCGCUCAAAACUCUCACUAAUCGCAAUCUUUGUCAACACCUCCAACAUGACCUCUGAAGAUACCUUCAAUGCGACUGGCGACCUCAAACAAGACAGCCCAGUCGCCCGCUCAGACCCCCGCGAUGACGCGAGCCUUACAACCCUAGUAGAUCCAACUCCAACAACGCCCUCCAAUCGACAAACAACUCAAGAGUCGCAAGCAGCCAGAGAAUCUUAUAACGACUACAUCAAGAAUCUGCCACCGCCAUUUUGGGAGACCAAGACACCAAAGACGAAAGCAGCGAACGACGAAGUGAUCGCGACCAGAAUCAACGCGGUGUGUGCGCCAGUCACAGCCGAGCAGCGCGAAGAAGAUGAGCGCCUGAAAACUAUGUCCUGGCGCGAGCGAUGGCGUGACCGUAAAGCGAAACGAGAGGCUAAAGAGAAGAACAAAGAUCCUGAUAUAAGACCUGUAGAAACGGGAAGCCGAGCACAGCUGAACGUCUUUGGUAGCAAUAUUAAGGAGAAGCGGGUGAAGCGGUGACGUGCCUACGUAAGGAAUGUGCUGCAGAUUGCAUAGAAAAUCACACAACAACAAAAGAGAACAACUGCUGUAGUGUACUCGCAUCUCUGUAGCACCAUUGUGGAGAGCAUGUGUCAAUUUCGAUUGCCGAUUUAGGCGUCAACCGCAUGAUUUGCAUCCAUUCCCACAGUAAUGCCUCUAUACUUCCCCAGAAUUUCUUAGAGAUCCUGUUAGGAAGUGUUGUUAGAAAGUGUUCCUUCGACCGAUCAUUGCAGAACGUUAAGAUCACCGUCGUCACCGCUCAAACCUUCAACUCAGGCCACACGAAGAUCGUUUAAAACUCUGCGGACUUCGAAACAAAAGGGAGAGAGGCAGAACAGGUUUCAAAAGUUAUCACGAGAUCAUCGAUCUCUUGAGCAAGGUUGGGAGAUUUAUCCCCAUGAAGUGCGUAUCUAGAGAACACAUGCUAUUCGUUCCAUCGCAAAAGUCUUAGGAUGAUA
Molecule: messenger RNA, 1104 nt
Organism: Alternaria alternata
Lineage: Eukaryota; Fungi; Ascomycota; Dothideomycetes; Pleosporales; Pleosporaceae
Exons: 1
Coding region: 149-625 (158 amino acids)
Source: RefSeq, a predicted model, not a curated record